UCAGAUGAUGAAAACAUCAAACAAAUGACAUCUGGCUCAAAAAGUGCAACGCCUGCCUCUGUGCAGGAUGAUUCUGUGUUGGUGAUGAAGCGAACACCUGUAGGUGCACUCAACAGUCAACUUCAGAAGCACAAUUCAGAUUCAGUCACAGUGCACCAAGAGCAGAGCAAAAAAAUUCAAAGGAAAUGUAAAUCUAGAGAUGGUAACCUGAGACAAACACAACAGAAGUUGUAUCAGUGUUCUGAAUGUGGCAAACAAUUUACACAAAUCUCCAAUCUCCAGAGCCAUACAAGAAUUCACACAGGAGAGAAGCCAUAUUGCUGUUCUGAAUGUGGCAAACAGUUUUCACGAAAAAACAUGCUUGAGAUCCACAAUAGAAUUCACACUGGAGAGAGGCCAUAUUGUUGUUCCGAAUGUGGCAAAAGCUUUCCUCGAAAGAAUGAUCUUCAGAAGCACACUAGAACUCAUACUGGAGAGAAGCCAUACUAUUGUUCUGAUUGUGGCAAACGAUUUACACAAAUCAGCUAUCUCCACAUCCAUGCAAGAAUUCACACAGGAGAGAAGCCAUAUCACUGUUCUGAAUGUGGCAAACAGUUUUCACGAGCAGAUGUACUUGAGAGCCACAAAAGAAUUCACACUGGAAAGAAGCCAUAUCGCUGUUCAGAAUGUGGCAAAGAAUUUACCACCAGUCAUUAUUUUCAAAUACACAAAAGAAUUCACACAGGAGAGAAGCCAUAUCAUUGUUCUGCAUGUGGCAAACAAUUCAGACAAAAGAAAGGUCUCCAGCUCCAUACAAGAAUUCAUACUGGAGAGAAGCCAUAUUGUUGUUCUGAAUGUGGCAAACAGUAUACCACAAAUAGCUCUCUUCAAACACAUUUGAGAAUUCAUACUGGAGAGAAGCCAUACUAUUGUUCUGAUUGUGGCAAACAAUUCACACAAAUGAGCAAUCUCCAAAUCCAUGCAAGAAUUCACACAGGAGAGAAGCCGUAUCGCUGUUCUGAAUGUGGCAAAGAAUUUACCACCAAUAACUAUCUUCAAAUACACAAACGAAUUCACACUGGAGAGAAGCCAUAUGGUUGUUCUGAAUGUGGCAAACAAUUUUCACAAAAGAGUGCUCUUCAAACCCACAAAAGAGUUCACACUGACAGAAGCUCAGAAACUGAAAUGUUGCCAACAAAAAUGAAGAUGUAAAGCAGAUCAUUUAGGGACAAUCCAAAAAUGUUUUAUAGAAUGUUAGGCAGGGGCACGGUGAAAGUAACUA
Messenger RNA from Erpetoichthys calabaricus (reedfish), 1261 nucleotides. RefSeq names its product zinc finger protein 239-like. Bases 25 to 1191 code for a protein of 388 amino acids. The record is from RefSeq and is a predicted model, not a curated record. Lineage: Eukaryota; Metazoa; Chordata; Cladistia; Polypteriformes; Polypteridae. The transcript has a single exon. Gene Ontology annotation, cellular component: nucleus.